Daldinia childiae is the source of this 978-nucleotide messenger RNA. RefSeq names its product putative benzoylformate decarboxylase protein. The record is from RefSeq and is a predicted model, not a curated record. Lineage: Eukaryota; Fungi; Ascomycota; Sordariomycetes; Xylariales; Hypoxylaceae. Gene Ontology annotation, cellular component: spliceosomal complex; cytosol. Gene Ontology annotation, biological process: mRNA cis splicing, via spliceosome. The transcript has 2 exons. The coding region runs from base 1 to 978 and encodes 325 amino acids.
AUGCUGCCUCCAACAGUAAUUAGAACUUGCCCUUCGGCAGACAAUGACUUCCAGCCCUUAAGUGAAUAUCAAGCUCAAACCCCAGAUACUUUCUUUGAUGGGAAGCCCAUCCUCUAUUAUCACGACGAAAACAUCAAGGCCUGGGUCUCAAAAGAGCAAUAUGAAGCUCUAUAUAUCUUUUCAAAAGGAUCCGAGGAUAGCCUUACACCACUAAAUCCCAGUCCGCCAGAAUGCUAUGCGCUUGAGAAUAACUGGGGGAAACAUCUUUUUGAGGAGAAGGUUGAAGUAUUCGUUGCGUCAAACAAGUUGACACUUUUCUCUCACAAGAGUGGAACUGGAAUUGAGAUUCCUUACCCAGCUAUCACACUCCACGCCAUCAAGAAUUUCCGCCAUGUAGAGAAACCGGAUGAUGCCUCGUUUAAGUUUAUCGGAGUUUACAUGCAGCUCGAGUUCUCGAAUUCGGGUGGAGAAGACGAUGAAAUCUCUGAUCCCAUCGAGCUCACACUUAUUCCAUACAAGGCAUUACCAAAGGAGCAAUCCACAACGGAGACUCCAAUUAUCGACCCAUUGAACAGCGAGCGAGCUACCGCACUAUUCAACCAGGUCUCGGCGUGCUCAAAUUUACACCCUGACCCCCAUGAGGAGGAAGAGGAAGAGGAGGGUGGAGAUGAAUUCGACCGUAUCGUGUUCGAGGGUAAUGUCGAGGGGGACGCGAUAGAAGGACUACCUGGUGCUUUUAGGGGGGCCCUCAACGGUGGUCUGCCGCCUCCGAUGCCGGGAAGUUCUGGGUGGAUUACCGCCGAUAACGUCAACCAAUAUUUCGAUGAAGAAGGCAAUUGGAUCGGGGAAAAUGGUGUGAGCGGCGAACUCGGAGAUGGUGCAGGUCGCGUUCGAGGACAUGUCGAAGUAGAUCAGGACGCCAUGGAUGGGGUGGAAAAUGGCGAUGGUGCUGACUCGAAACGUCCGCGAACCGAAUAA